CGUGGGACAAAGAAGAAGAAGAAGAUUCUGCGAGCUCGCCGUUCUGUGCUGUUAUAACCAGACUUCGGGCUCCGCAAACUGUGAUCAUGGCUUCUUCGUCCGAAGGUCAGUUUCGAAGCCUUUCCCGCGCAAUCGGCGACAACAUUCAAAAGAUCUCCGGAAACGUGGCUUCUAUGCGACACCGAUGGUCCUUCGCACCGGGCAUCUCUUUACAAAGCAACCUACUAGCGGACACUAGCGCCUUGGCCAAGGAGACAACCAGCAUGUUGAAGUCGUUGUCCUUACUGCGUGGAGCCGACGAGCGCCAGCAGAGAUUGCUCAGGGAAAAGCUAACGAACGACUUUUCCAACGUGUUGCACGAUUUCCGAAGCUUCCAACGAGAACAAAUUGAAAGUGAAAGCGCCAGAAAGAUCCCGAGGAUGUCAUUGAAUCCGUUUGCUGAAGAGCCGGAGACACUGAUUGAGCUGAAUCCAUUUGCAUCACAGAGACUGGAUCAUGGAUUGCAGUCUCUGACGGACCAAGACGAUGACUUGGAGUUACUCCGUGAGAGAGAGCGAUCAAUCCGCCAAUUGGAAUCCGACAUCGUUGACGUGAAUACUAUAUUCAACGAACUCUCCUCCAUGGUCCACGAGCAAGGAGAAAUGAUCGACAGCAUCGAAGCCAACGUCGAGAACACCUCCUUGAGCGUCGAACACGGGAUGCAACAGUUGGCCAUGGCCAGCAGACACCAGCAGAAAGCACGACGGAAGAAAUUUUGCUUCUCCAUCUUCUGCAUCGUACUUGUAGCCAUUAUCAUCGCGCUCAUCGCGUUGUCCUUCAAGAAACGGUGAUCGUCCCAAAUAAAGACCGUUUUUUUUUGUUA
This is a messenger RNA of Ornithodoros turicata, 862 nucleotides long. Its product is annotated as syntaxin-12-like. Gene Ontology annotation, biological process: vesicle-mediated transport; vesicle fusion; intracellular protein transport. Lineage: Eukaryota; Metazoa; Arthropoda; Arachnida; Ixodida; Argasidae. The record is from RefSeq and is a predicted model, not a curated record. Gene Ontology annotation, molecular function: SNAP receptor activity; SNARE binding. Bases 87 to 830 code for a protein of 247 amino acids. Gene Ontology annotation, cellular component: endomembrane system; membrane; synaptic vesicle. The transcript has 2 exons.